Populus euphratica (Euphrates poplar) is the source of this 3250-nucleotide messenger RNA. RefSeq names its product Plant regulator RWP-RK family protein. Bases 79 to 3102 code for a protein of 1007 amino acids. Gene Ontology annotation, molecular function: DNA-binding transcription factor activity; protein binding. The transcript has 5 exons. The record is from RefSeq and is a predicted model, not a curated record. Lineage: Eukaryota; Viridiplantae; Streptophyta; Magnoliopsida; Malpighiales; Salicaceae.
AUAUAUUAAUGCACAAUAAAAACUUUGUUUCUUUGAAUGUAAACCACUCUCAAUCUUAAAAAAAAAAACAAGACAAAAAUGCCAGAACCAACUGAAGUUGGAGGAGGGGGUGAGUCCGAAGGAAGGAAGUCAAUGGAGUUGGAUCUUGAUCUUGAUAGCUCUUGGCCUUUAGAGCAGAUCUCUUUUAUUUCUUCAAACCCCAUGUCACCUUUUCUUAUUUCUUCUUCUAAUGAACAGCCUUGUUCUCCCCUCUGGGCUUUCUCUGAUGCUGCUGAUGAUAGACUUCUUGCUGCUGCUGGUGCUGCUGCUGGUCAGGCUUCCUCUUCUUUAGUUGGUGGCCUUCGCUUGUCUGAUAAUCCUAUCGUACUCACAUGUCGGUCCCGUAAUCCAAAUUCGGUAACUGAAAGCAAAGGGGAAAAUGAUGAUAACAGUAAACUUCCUUCUCCGUUUUUGGGAUUAUGGCCAAUUGACAACCCUGAUGGGUACUGUAUUAUUAAAGAGAGAAUGACACGGGCCCUGAGACAUUUCAAAGAAUCAACUGAACAACAUAUUCUAGCUCAGGUUUGGGCACCUGUGAAGAAUGGGGGUCGAUAUGCGUUGACAACUUCAGGGCAACCCUUCGUUAUUGAUCCUCAUAGUAAUGGACUUCAUCAGUAUAGGAUGGUCUCUCUUAUGUAUAAGUUCUCUGUGGACGGAGAGAGUGAUGGAGAGCUGGGGCUACCUGGCCGUGUUUUCAGACAAAAAUUACCGGAAUGGACUCCCAAUGUUCAGUAUUACUCCAGCAAGGAGUAUCCACGGCUUGAUCAUGCUAUACACUACAAUGUUCGGGGAACCGUGGCUUUGCCAGUCUUCGAACCUUCUGGACAGUCUUGUGUCGGUGUGGUUGAACUCAUUAUGAAUUCACAUAAGAUCAACUAUGCACCCGAGGUUGAUAAAGUCUGCAAGGCACUUGAGGCAGUAGAUUUGAAAAGUUCAGAGAUAUUGGACCCUCCAAGCACACAGAUUUGUAAUGAAGGUCGCCAAAAUGCACUGGCCGAAAUUUUGGAGAUAUUGACAAUGGUAUGUGAAACUCACAAAUUGCCUUUGGCCCAGACAUGGGUUCCAUGCAUGCAUCGCAGUGUUCUGGCCUAUGGCGGUGGUCUGAAGAAGAGCUGUACCAGCUUUGAUGGCAGUUGCAAUGGGCAAGUCUGCAUGUCCACAACUGAUGUGGCAUUCUAUGUAGUGGAUGCUCACAUGUGGGGUUUUAGGGAGGCCUGUCUUGAGCAUCACUUACAAAAGGGUCAAGGGGUUGCUGGGAGGGCAUUUUUUUCCCACAACCUGUGCUUCUGCCCAGAUAUUACCCAGUUUCGCAAGACUGAGUAUCCUCUAGUACAUUAUGCACGCAUGUUUGGAUUAACCAGCUGUUUUGCAAUCUGCUUGCGGAGCAGUUAUACUGGAGAUGAUGAUUACAUCCUUGAAUUUUUUCUGCCCCCUAGCAUCACAGACAGUCGUGAAUGGAAGACUUUGUUAGGCUCCAUAUUGGCAAUAAUGAAGCAGGAUUUCCAGAGUCUCAAGGUUGCUUCUGGGAUGGAACUUGAAGAGGAGGAAGGAUUUGUAGAGAUGAUUCAAGUUUCUACUAAUGGGAGACUUGAUUUGGGACUUGAAUGCAUUCAGAUACCCCAAUCUACAAAAUCCCCCCCAGAUGACAAUGCGUUGCUAAAUGGACCGAUUGUACAAAUUUAUCCAGAAAAGAAUCAAUUAAUGUUUGACUUGGAUGUCAUAAAAAAUGGAGGCAGUGCUGUUCAAGCAGAUGUCACGCAAACUCAUGCUUCUCUUACAGAGAAAGAGACAAAAAUGCCAAAAGAGAGGAAACGUGGAAAGGCAGAGAAAAUGAUUAGUCUAGAGGUUCUCCAACAAUAUUUUACUGGAAGUCUGAAAGAUGCUGCAAUGAGCCUUGGUGUUUGCCCUACUACAAUGAAGCGCAUUUGCAGGCAGCAUGGGAUAUCUCGCUGGCCAUCUCGCAAGAUCAAGAAGGUUAAUCGUUCCCUGUCUAAGCUUAAGCGGGUAAUUGAAUCAGUCCAAGGCACUGAAGGAGCAUUUUCUUUCAGAACUCACCAAACUCCUCUCACUACAAGUUCUCUUCCUGUCGCUGAUGGUACCAUUUCUUGGCCUCCCAAUUUGAAUGAGAGCAAUCAACAGAACUCUCCAAACUCUAAAUCCCCUGAACAUCAAGGUGACAAGAAUGGAUCACCCACCUGUAGAACGCCAGGAAGUGAUGUAAAGGCUGUUUUCGAAGAUCAAUUGCUAGGAUGUAGAAAAUUGAGUCUAGAGGAACUCACUGUGCAAAACAGGUUUUCACCAGAGUUAGGUAAAUGCUCAAACAGAUCCAAAACAAGGGGAGGUUCGAGGGAUGAGAGUGCAGGAACUCCCACUUCUCAUGGCUCAUGCCAAGGUUGCCCAGAAAAUGAAAGUGCACCUGCAAAGGACCCAUCUGUUUCUCCUGUCCAUAAGCGAGGCGUUAAAGCAGGGGGGUCAAAAAAACUGGCUCUUCAACAAACCAGGGAACUAAAUCUGUCAGCUGCUUACUCAAUACCUAAUGCUUUUUUCGCAGCGGAAGCUCAAGAACAAUUUGGUGGAAUGCUAAUAGAGGAUACUGGAAGUUCGAAAGAUUUGAGCAACCUUUGUCCUGCCAUGGCAGAUGCUAUUGUGGUUGAGCGAGUUCCAGAAUCUAAAUGGACAGAUCCUCUAUGUUCAGAUAUAAAUCCCACACAAAUGAUUGCUGCUCUUUCGAUCGCAAUGCCGCAUGUAACAUCUAGGCAAGAAAUGAAUAGCGUAACCAUAAAGGCAACAUAUAGGGAAGACAAAAUAAGGUUCCGAAUCUCUCUGAGUUCUGGGAUUGCGGAGUUAAAAGAGGAAGUGGCCAAGAGGCUGAGGUUGGAGGUGGGUACAUUUGACAUCAAGUAUCUGGAUGAUGAUCAUGAAUGGGUUUUGAUUGCCCGUGAUGCUGACUUGCAUGAGUGUAUGGAUGUUUCAAGAUCAUCAAAUAGUAAUAUGAUCAGGGUAUCAGUUCAUGAUACAAAUGCCAAUCUUGGGAGCUCCUGUGAGAGCACUUGGGAGAUAUGAAUAGGUUGUAAAUAUGGAAAGUUUGGAACACAAUUCUUAGAUUCCUAGGCUAAAGAUGCUGUAGAUUUUCUGUUCUGAGAAUUUGAUUGAAUAGUAACAAAUUUUCCUUUGAAUAAUAGAGAUUCACCUCUUCGGCUUUUUAUCUUGA